Tachysurus vachellii is the source of this 2807-nucleotide messenger RNA. It is a transcript of the gene sgo2, whose product is annotated as shugoshin 2. The transcript has 12 exons. NCBI's taxonomy places the organism in Eukaryota, Metazoa, Chordata, Actinopteri, Siluriformes, Bagridae. Gene Ontology annotation, cellular component: chromosome, centromeric region; nucleus. The record is from RefSeq and is a predicted model, not a curated record. Gene Ontology annotation, biological process: meiotic chromosome segregation. The coding region runs from base 85 to 2736 and encodes 883 amino acids.
GAGGAGGCGAAGAAGAGUUUGGAGUUUCCGCGGCAGUGUUUGGGUUUGAAACGAUAUUAGCGUUAGAAAUAAGCCUGAAUUGCAAUGGCUCUUAAGAUGGACAAGAAACCAAACACAAUACAGCAAACUGCUGCAAAAAUAAAGACAAAAAUUCACAACACAUCCUCAUUCUUCAAGCUUUCUUUGAAAACCAACAACAAAGCCCUUGUUUUGGCUCUGGUAGCUCAGAAGCAGAAAUCCAAGCAGCUUGAGAUGGAAAUGGUGCGUUUACAGAAAUAUCUGCAGAGCCUGAACUUUGAGCUUGCCAUUCAGCGUCACAAAAAUAAACAAAUGUUUACAGUUCUGCGUGAGUUCUAUAAUACCUCCAUCAAUUGCAUGGCUAAGGCUGUGGACCUUAUUUCCAAAGAAGAGGGUGCUGAGAGCUUGGAUAUGGAGCUCACUGAAGAUUCUUCUCAGACUGAGAAAGCUGUAACUGCACCGUUACCUGAGACAAAAAAAAGAACCAGUGUAUACAAAUGUGGGCAAAAGAGGAAUGUCCAGGACACUGGUGGAAAUGUGCCAAUGGCAAAUGAUGGUCAACCUCACAGGUCUUCACCUAAAAGCAAGGAUAAGUCUCCCAGUCCAGAUGUGCACCAUAUAGCACCUCAAAAUCCUCUGUAUGACUCAGAGAUGGAGAUCACUGUAGUUGACAAUGUUGCUGAAAUCAUCACCGUUCAGACCAAACCGAAGAAAAACUUUAAGCAUGAUCAGAGAGGAACUAGAGAAAGUGGUGAAUCUAGUUCAGCAAGGGUUACAGAGAGCAUUGUGCUGAAUUCUGAAGAAGCAGCAGUGGAUUUGUCUCAUCUAAAGGAUCCAACUGCAAAUGCAUCUACACGAAUGUCUUGUGAAACACAACUCCCAACAAGUACAUACACUUUCACUGGAAGCAAUGAAGAGGAGAGUUUGCCUCAGAGAGAGCCUGUGCAUGAGGAAGAGGAAUCAGUCACAGCACGCAGAAAGACUCACAUCACCUCUCGUUACACAAAAAGCAACAAACGAUUAAAUUCUCAAAAACUCAUUGCAGGAUAUACCAAUACAAGGCAAACUUAUGUCAUCUCUCCGCACGAGUCCAGCUUUAUUUCCACCAGUAAUGAUUUAGAUGAUUAUUUUAGUGAACAAAAUCAUAGAAUGAGCAAGAACAAUUUAUCUGACUCUAAAGUAUCCGAAGACAAAGGCACUGAAAGUGAAGCUGAAGUGUUGAAACCUCUGAACAAUAGUGCAAACAGCAGGAAAACAUACAUAGUCCCAUAUAAGCCAAGACUACAGAACAGGAAGACUAAAGUUUCAUCUUUCAGUACGGAUCAAAGUGUAAAGGAGAUUGCUGAAUUCACUGAUGCUCACACUGAUGUCCUGGAAAACCAGAUCCACUCAGAAAAACCUCAAAGCAAGCAAUCAGCUCAGUCAUUCUCUCAGACAGAAGAAUGCAUUACACCAAGAAACAGAGGAACAUUUGUGAUUCAUACAGCUCAGAUGAACGUCACAUCUGGGGAAACCACAAAUGCAAAGACUUUGGAAAGCACACGUGAUGCACAGUGUACCUCAGGGGUGACUGAGAGGCAGCAAGCAGAGCAAGAAGUGUCUCACAAAGAGGAAAACGGAAGCUUUUUACAUUCGCAAACUAUCUGUGAUGAAAAUAUUUUAGAAAAUUCCUCUGAUCAUUCUCAAAUGGCACACAGUAAAGCCAAAAAGCCCAAGAAAACUGUGAUGAAAGAAAGCAAAAAUGUUGCAACAAGAGAAAAUGCAUUAGGAAAGAGAAAACGGCCCAAAUAUAGCUCUACUCAGAUUGCUGAUAUUUUGCCAAAAGAAAUUCCAGUUCCAGGUGACAAUACAAAAAGAAACAGCACUACUUCUAAGGUAUUGCAGGAGGUGACAGAUGGAUUCAAUUCUUCUGCUCUCGAGGAAGCCUUCAUGGAUGAGCCUGUAAUUGAGACUGGGGACACAAAUGGCACACAUGUGAGACACUUUGACCAUAAUGACGACAUUGACAUAAGUUUGAAAGAUGUCAGUCCAAAGCAGCACAACAUCCAAAACCACAAGAGCAAGUGCAGAGAAACUUACGUUGUUUUAUCUGAUUGCUAUUCACAGUUAAAGGGAAAGGAGAAUGUUCUCGUUUUCAGCAGCAAUGAAGAGAAUGUACCUGCAAAUAGAGAAAGUGAGAAUUGUUUUGUUACAGAUAGAAGAUUUGUUCUUUGUCAUAAGAAUGACAGCCAGUCAACCCCGAAAAAAGCAGAGCAGUUUAGACAGGAACACAGUGGAUUAUUCUUUGAGGAUAGGCCUCCAUGGGAAUCCCUUGAUUUUGCCUCCACUGGGAGUAUUAUUUCUGACAGCCCUGUCAAAAUCCAGAAGGAUUCACAAGAGCUUUCAUCACGAUCUAUGGACAUUUAUGAGGAGCCUGGGUGGAACAUGACACAACAAUCUCCAGAUGGGAGGGCAAUGAAGAGCUUAACAAACACAGACUUCACAGCCAAUCCAUUGGGUCGAUCCCGCAGGAAGGCAGCUCCUGUGUCAUACAAGGAGCCACCUAUCAACUGCAAAAUGAGACGUGGAGACAAGUUCUCAGAUACCAGAUUCUUACGUUCUCCAGUGUUUAAAAACAAAAAGAAGAAAAAGGUUCUGUAUGUGUUAAGGAGCAUUUGUCCAGAUUGUUUUGUUGAUUAUGUGAAACAUGGAAACCAGACAAUUGAAGCGAAACAUUGAAGCCCUACUUGGUCGUUAUAUUGGACAAAAGCUCAGGGAAAAUGGAUUUGACCCCAAGGGAAAGGGCUUUU